AUGGCAGUACUCCGCGCCCUAUGUGGCGUUCUCGCGUUAUGGGUGCUGUUAAAGGUCUUCGAGGAACGACGUCGACGCGCACGCACCACGACUCUUGCAGGUCCACCCAACCCGAGCUUAUUCUUCGGUACUAGCAAGGUGGUCAGCGACUUGGUGGACGCCGGAGAGCUGUACGAAGAAUGGUCGGAGAAGUAUGGCCCUGUCUACCGCGUGCCUGCUGUACUCGGGACGUCGAAAGUCGUGCUCUGCGAUCCGAAGGCCGUCUUGCAUUUCUUCUCGCGAGAAACGACUGGCUACGUGUAUACUGCCUUUUGGAAACACGCGACCGAGAACAUCUCUGGGCGUGGCGUUCUAUGGGCUGAGGGCGACAUACACAAGAGGCACCGAAAGGCGUUGUCUCCUGCCUUCAGCAAUGCGGCCAUCAGACGAUUGACUUCUGUAUUCUAUGAUUCAGCGUACAAACUCAAGACCGCAUGGGAUGGUAUCAUCGAUGCCGAGUCCGGUGAUAAAGCCGUAAUUGACGUCGAACGCUGGUACGUUUCCUCUCUACUGGACACCAUCGGUAUCGCGGGCUUUUCACACGACUUCGGAACGCUGCUGGGCAAGCCCUCAGCGGUCGCGAAUACAUUCAACGACUUCGCGAACCUGAAGCCGAGCCUCUUGGGAGGUGCCAUGCAAUUCGUCGUGGGCAUGGUGUUCCCAUGGGUCACCAAGUUGCCUACGGACUUCCGGAAGCUCAUCGAUAGACUCAAUGAAGGCAUGGGAGAGAUUGCCGAGGAGCUGUUGGAGAACUCGAGGAAGGAGAGCGAGGGCAAGAUCAAGACCGAAGACAAAUCUAUCAUUGGACUCCUGAUUAAAGCCGAGAAGACUGAUUCCGAGUUGCACAUGUCGGAGGAUGAGGUUCUGUCACAGAUGAAGGUUUUGAUCCUCGCAGGCUAUGAAACAACGUCUAUCAGCUUGUCGUGGUGCCUCCUCGAGCUCUGCAAGAAACCUGAAGUACAACAGAAGCUACGCGAAGAGCUCCUAGAGUUCGGCAACGAGGAUCCGACAUGGGAUCAGCUCACGCACGAGUUGCCAUAUCUCGACGCCGUUGUGCAUGAAACUCUGCGCCUCCAUCCCCCGCUGCCGGAGACCGAGCGAGUGGCGGCCGAAGACGAUAUUAUGCCACUGGCCUUUCCAAUGACGACUCCGACAGGAACAGUGGUCGACCGCAUUGCCAUCACGAAAGGUGAAGUCGUCCUUGUGCCUGCUCAUAUGAUGAACAGGUCGAUCGAUUAUUGGGGUCCGGACGCGAAGGCAUUCAAGCCUGAGCGUUGGAUAAACGAAGGCGGCAUCCCUCAGCGCGCACAGGGGAUUUCGGGGCACCGACACAUGCUCACGUUUUCGGACGGCGCGAGAUUUUGUCCCGGGCGGCACUUCGCCCUCGCCGAGUUCAAGGUGGUUCUGGCCGUCUUGAUUCGGAACUACGCGUUCGAAUUCAGGGAUGGCCCGGAAACUAAGACAGAGAUCAAGCGUGGUAUUCUGCCUCGACCGGGAAUUGCGGGGGAGGAGGGAAUCACGCUACCCUUGUGGGUCCGCCGGCUCACAUGA
Molecule: messenger RNA, 1590 nt
Organism: Rhodofomes roseus
Lineage: Eukaryota; Fungi; Basidiomycota; Agaricomycetes; Polyporales; Fomitopsidaceae
Product: cytochrome P450
Exons: 11
Coding region: 1-1590 (529 amino acids)
Molecular function (GO): oxidoreductase activity, acting on paired donors, with incorporation or reduction of molecular oxygen; heme binding; iron ion binding
Source: RefSeq, a predicted model, not a curated record